Molecule: messenger RNA, 1896 nt
Organism: Gopherus flavomarginatus (Mexican gopher tortoise)
Lineage: Eukaryota; Metazoa; Chordata; Testudines; Testudinidae
Exons: 8
Coding region: 970-1881 (303 amino acids)
Molecular function (GO): 8-oxo-dGDP phosphatase activity
Source: RefSeq, a predicted model, not a curated record
GGGGUCAUAGUGGACCACAAGCUUAAUAUGAGUCAACAGUGUGAUACUGUUGCAAAAAAAGCAAACGUGAUUCUGGGCUGCAUUAACAGGUGUGUUGUAAACAAGACCCGAGAAGUCAUUCUUCCGCUUUACUCUGCGCUGGUUAGGCCUCAGCUGGAGUAUUGUGUCCAGUUCUGGGCACCGCAUUUCAAGAAAGAUGUGGAGAAAUUGGAGAGGGUCCAGAGAAGAGCAACAAGAAUGAUUAAAGGUCUUGAGAACAUCACCUAUGAAGGAAGGCUGAAGGAAUUGGGUUUGUUUAGUUUGGAAAAGAGAAGACUGAGAGGGGACAUGAUAGCAGUUUUCAGGUAUCUAAAAGGGUGUCAUCAGGAGGAGGGAGAAAACUUGUUCACCUUAGCCUCCAAUGAUAGAACAAGAAGCAAUCGGCUUAAACUGCAGCAAGGGAGGUUUAGGUUGGACAUUAGGAAAAAGUUCCUAACUGUCAGGGUAGUUAAACACUGGAAUAGAUUGCCUAGGGAAGUUGUGGAAUCUCCAUCUCUGGAGAUAUUUAAGAGUAGGUUAGAUAAAUGUCUAUCAGGGAUGGUCUAGACAGUAUUUGGUCCUGCCAUGAGGGCAGGGGACUGGACUCGAUGGCCUCUCGAGGUCCCUUCCAGUCCUAGAGUCUAUGAGAGGGCGUGGCCAGGCAAGAACCCUGCCAUCCCAUUGGCCACCUGGGGAGAGAGGGCGUGGCCAGGCAAGAACUCUGCCAUUCUCUUAGCCACCUUUGGAGGGCGUGGCUAGGUUCGAGCUUGCCUGCUGAUUGGUCAACAAGUACAAAGGGGCGUGGCUUGAGGAAGUGCCUCAGCUCGCAGAGGGAGAGUUUUACACCAGGCCUCAUGAUCUGAUUGGUCCGUGGUGGCAACAGAACUGAGGAGAGGGCGGGGCCUGAUGUGAUAGCUGCUCUGUGAUUGGCUGGAGGCGAAGCUGGGUGUCAUGGCGGCUCCCACCUGGUCCGAGCGGGUCCGAGAGCUGCUGAAGCGGAUGAACAACUUCCACGAGCCCGGCUCGUCCCAGGACCAGUGCCUGCCGUUCCUGGUGGCUGGGCAGCGUGUGGGCUCCGUGCCCGCCCCGGUUGCCCAGCGGCUCCAGGGUUACCCGGCCGUGUUCACCGUGAGCCCCGAGCCCGGCAGGCCUGGCCGCGUCGAGCUCCACCCACAGCUGGCGUCCCACGAGGCGCGCACGGCCGCCGUGGGGCAGGUGCUCACGGACCUGCGGGACCUGGGGGCUUUCCCCUGUCUGCACGAAUGGAGAGACGAGCACUAUGAGGUGAUGCCCCGGUUCUGUGACCCGCCUCUGUUCAGCAUGGAGCGUGCGGCCACUGCGCUGCUGGGGGUUCGCUGCUACGGCGCUCACCUGAACGGCUACACCCGCCGUGGGGGCCACCCCUGCAUGUGGCUGGGCCGCCGCGCCCUCACCAAGCCCACCUACCCUGGCCGGCUGGACAACCUGGCGGCAGGGGGCAUUGCGGCGGGCCUGGGGGUGACGGAGACGCUGGUGAAGGAGUGCCAGGAGGAGGCCUGCAUCCCCCCCAGCCUGGCAGCCCAGGCACGGCCGGUGGGCACUAUCAGCUACACCUAUGAGGACCAUCGGGGCAUCUUCCCCGAGUGCCAGUUUGUCUUUGACCUGGAGCUGCCCGAGGAGUUCGAGCCCCGCGUGGGUGACGGGGAGAUGCAGGAGUUUUACCUGCUGGGCCUGGACGAGGUGAAGGAUGCCAUCACAUCAGGUGACUUCAAACCCAACUGUGCGCUGGUUGCCCUGGAUUUCCUCAUCCGGCACGGACACAUCCAGCCGGAUCACGAGCCCCACUACACCGAGCUGGUCGAGGGGCUACACCGGAGCCGGUAAGAAGUCACCGCUCGU